AUGGAAGCAGCCGCGCUAUCAAACUACCAGCUCGGCGACCUGCUGGGCCGCGGCGCGAGCGGCAAUGUGUACCGCGCGCUCAACUUCCUCACGGGCGAGACGGUGGCCAUCAAGAGCAUCUCGCUGCUGUCGCUCCCGCCGUCGUCGCUCCCAGACAUCAUGUCCGAGAUUGACCUGCUCAAGAACCUCAACCACCCCAACGUGGUAAAGUACAAGGGAUUCACGCAGGACAAGGAGAGCCUGUUCAUCGUGCUCGAGUACUGUGAGAACGGGAGCUUGCAGACCAUCCUCAAGAAGUUUGGCAAGUUCCCCGAGAGCCUGGUCGGCGUCUACAUCUGCCAGGUGCUCGAGGGCCUGACGUACCUCCACGACCAGGGUGUUAUCCACCGGGAUAUCAAGGGCGCCAACAUCUUGACGAACAAGGACGGCAGUGUCAAGCUCGCCGACUUUGGCGUGAGCAGCCGCGCGCCGACGCCAGACCUCGCGGCCGUGGCCAAGGUGGACGCGGAUAACGAGGUCGUCGGCUCGCCGUACUGGAUGGCACCAGAGGUCAUUGAGCAGUCAGGCGCCACGACGGCAAGCGAUAUCUGGAGCGUGGGGUGCGUCGUCGUCGAGCUCUUGGAGGGUAAACCGCCCUACGGAGACCUCGCGCCAAUGCAAGCCCUGUGGCGUAUCGUCCAGGACGAGUCGAUGCGGAUACCCGACGGCGCGAGCCCGAUGGUCAAGGACUUUCUGUAUCACUGUUUCCAGAAGGACGCGCAUCUGCGUAUCAGCGCAAAGAAGCUUCUCCGGCAUGCGUGGAUGCAGCAGGCGCGCAAGCACCUCAGCAGCGCAGCGUCGCCUGGUACCCUGCCGCGGUCUAAACCGUCGUCGUCGUCGUCGAGCAGGAGUGCUGCGCCGCCAACGAACGGCGCGAGGAAAGAUGGACACAGUAGGACAGGCAGCAUGACGCAGCCGCAGCCGACUGUCACUGGCGUGCCAAAGGAGCCGGCGAGCUUGUCCAAGUCGCGCAAGCCCCUGACUGUGUACGAUGAGCAGGUGCAGCGUGUGCAGGAGUGGAACGAAGCACUGGCUGCCUCGCCCAAGGCCUUCGCGUCCGCCGCGUCGGGCACGAUGCGCCGUAUCCCCGCACUGCCCAACACGAAGAAGGCUGCAUCUGAGCGCCGGCGCGCCGACGCGGCCGCCAUGCCUCCGCCUGCUAUCGCAUCGUCGUCGCACCCCGGACACGCGCCAGGUCUGCUGCAGAAGAACCAGCACGUGAGCGACGUGCUGAGCCGCGCGCGCGAGAGCGUCGAGCAGGAGAGAUGGGACGACGACUUUGCCUCGGACAUUUCGUUGCCCAAGCUCAGCUUACGGAAACCGCCAGACGUACCCUCCGAGGAACCGCACGAGCCAAACCAGGAGACGGUGCGCCAGCUUCUGCCCAAGGAUGCCAAGUCGCGCGCGGCGGACAAGCCGCCACCGCUGCCCCCGAAAGACAGGUCCAAGAACAAGGUUGAGGACUACUCGCUCGAUCUGGGCUUUGGCGACGAUGAGCUGCAGAUCAAGCUGUCCAAUAUCAAGUCCCAGGACAAGGGUCGCACCCGCAUCAUGCACCCGCGCGACCUGUCCAAGAUGGGCAGCCUGAGCAGCGUGCCGAAGGAGAUGGGUGGCUUGCCGCCUGGCGAGCGCACCGCCGAGCAGAGACACUCGGCGCCGUCAUACGGCCAGUUACAGUCCAAGGGUGGUGCGCCGUCCAGACCGCUCAGUAUGGCCGCGCCGCCGUCGCCAGUGAUCCUCCAGUCGCCUAACCCUGGGUCGAGCAGGACCCCACCCACGUCGAGGUCCAGCUCGCUCCGCGGGAGGAAGGAGGCGUCGGAGAGUAACCUCGAGCUGCAAAAGUACACCGAGACGGACGACGAGGACUACUCGGACAUGUUUGACGGUCCACUCGGCCAGAUCAUUGAUCCUACCAGCACCAUGCAGUCGCUGCAGCUCACGCGCCGGUCCAACCGCUCGUGGCACGACGACGACGAUGACGACGACGCGGACCCGUUUGCGGAGAUCGAAGACGACUUUGACACGGCAGACGACCUUGAAGCCAACCUCCUCCGUGACAAGCGCGCGACCCUGUGUGCAAACGUUACCAAACUGGUCGACCAGCUCGAGGGAGGAAGCAACGAUAUGGCCGCGCUCCGAAAGGUGUGCGAUGAGCUCCUCGGCCUGUUUGAGAGCGCAGGGGACAUGGGCCUCGAGACGCACUUUGUGUCCAUCCACGGCCUCCUUGCCGUCAUAGAAGUACUAGAGGGGCGCCUGAGCCGCGACGUCGCGCUCCGGCUGCUCAAGAUUGUCAACUUUAUUGUAGCCUUUGAUGUCGACCAUCUCGAGUCGUUCUGCCUUGUUGGCGGAAUCCCCGUCGUUAUCCAAUUCACUAGCAAGAAACACCUCGCAGAGGCGCGCCUCGAGGCAUCCCUCUUCAUCCAGCACCUCACCCGCUCGGCUCUCACGCUGCAAAUGUUCAUCUCGUGUCGAGGCCUCAGACACCUCGUCGACCUCCUCGACGAGGACUACUCGGAGAGCAAGACGCUCAUUCUGUCGGCGCUCGAGGGAAUUGGCAGCGUCUUCGACCUUCAGUCACCUACGCCCAAGCCAGACUUCUGCCGCAUGUUCACGCGUGAACAUAUUCUUGACCCGCUCUCCAUUGCCCUGCUUGCGCUCAUCAAGGACCCCGACGUGGACGAGGAGGUGCUCAAGCGUGCUGUAGACGUGCUCCUCCUCUUCUGCCAGGUUGCCCAGGCCGAUGUGCACGUCCGUGAUGCGUUUGCCACGCGCACGAUCAUGAUGCGCUUGCUCAAAGCCCUCGAUCUCCUCCCCCGCAAGCUCCUCGUCACGGCCAUCAAAGCCAUCAAGCACCUUUCGACGAGCCCCCAGCUCAUCGAGGUGCUGCAGAACUCGAAUGCCAUGGAGGUGCUGGUCGAGCUGCUGAGCAAGUCGCUCAAAGGAUCGUACAGCAACGAGAUUUCGUCGCACAUCUUCCAGACAAUCUACUCGAUGUGUCGACUCUCUAAGGCGCGUCUCGGCGAGGCCGCGUCCUCGGGCAUCAUCCCGCUGCUCAAGCGCGUCAUCAACACCAAGUCGCCGCUCAAGCAGUUUGCCCUGCCCAUCCUGUGCGACCUCGCCAACGCCGGCAAGGAGUCGCGCCGCCUGCUGUGGCAGACCGACGGCAUGCGCCUCUACCUCGACCUCCUGGACGACCCAUACUGGCGCGUGAGCGCCCUCGAGGCCAUUCUCAACUGGAUGCAGGAUGAGACUGCCCGCGUCGAGGACAUUCUGCUUCAGCACCACUCGACCGACUCGCUCGCAAAGUGCUUUGUGCAGUCGUCUGGUGUGUCGUUUGAGAGCAUCCUCGACCCGUUCCUCAAGAUUCUCCGCAUGUCGGCGCCCCUCACUUCGGCCAUUUCCACCACGCCGUGCUUGCGCCGCCUCGCCGACGCACUGGAGCGUCCAGCCAAGGCCGUCACCAAGCUCAACCUGCUGCGUAUCACUCGCGCGGUCUGCGAAUCGCACCCCGACCGCCAGACGCUGGUGUCGCGUUUCUCCCUCGCGAGCAUCGUCGACAAGCUCGCAAAGCAGGACGAUGCCGUGCUCGUCCGCGAGCUCGCAAAGGAGAUCUACCCGUCGCUCCUGUUUGGCGGCGACCCCGUCCCGCAGGGCGACUCGCCCAAGCACAAGCGCGUCAUCAGCGGCCUGCGCCGCACUUCGAGCGACAGCGGGUCCGUCACGCCGCAGGCGGUGCUGUCCCAGUCGAUCGGACCGGGUGCCGUGCCAGCCUCGCUAUCGUCGUCGUCGACGUCGGCUUCGGCAGCCUCACGCUCGGCAAUCCGCAUCCCGAGCAUCAUGCGCCGCCCGACCACGUCUUCUCUGUCGUCCUCGCACUCGUCGCGCACGAGCCUCAUGGGCCCGCCAGCGGACACGACGCCGCUCAACUCGCGAGCAGUGACGCCAACGGCCGACGAAAAGCCAAAAUCCAAGCGCCGCAUCUCGCGCAGCCUUGUCAAGGAUGUGCAGUGGGAGGCUGGCGAGAACGGGCGUCUCCGCUCAGUGCUCCCCUCGCCCACACGGACAUACUUCUAGCCAACACACUCAUACACGUUUCCGCUUGUACCAUAUCCACUACUGCAAUGUGC
This is a messenger RNA of Vanrija pseudolonga, 4166 nucleotides long. Its product is annotated as Cytokinesis protein sepH. Gene Ontology annotation, molecular function: ATP binding; protein kinase activity. Lineage: Eukaryota; Fungi; Basidiomycota; Tremellomycetes; Trichosporonales; Trichosporonaceae. The record is from RefSeq and is a predicted model, not a curated record. Gene Ontology annotation, biological process: protein phosphorylation. Bases 1 to 4113 code for a protein of 1370 amino acids. The transcript has 10 exons.